Messenger RNA from Oppiella nova, 345 nucleotides. Lineage: Eukaryota; Metazoa; Arthropoda; Arachnida; Sarcoptiformes; Oppiidae. The record is from the annotation of a GenBank genome assembly.
AUGGCGGGCAACAAGAGGAUCAACAAAGAGAUCCAGAUUAUGAUGAGAGACAACGAUCUGAACAAAAACCAAUACUCCAUAGAAUUGGUGAACGACUCGAAGCAGCACCUGAUCGCCAAAAUCCUGGGCCCACCCGACACUCCCUUCCAGAGGGGGGUCUUCGGUAUAGACAUGAAAAUACCGGACAAAUACCCGUUUGAACCGCCGAUCUGUAAAUUUGUGACGAAGGUGUGGCACCCGAACAUCUCGUCGGCUACCGGCGCCAUAUGCCUGGAUAUACUGAAAGACAAAUGGGCGGCCGGUAUGAGACUCGAGAGUCUGAUCCUGUCGUUGCAGUCAUUCCUG